Messenger RNA from Vitis riparia (riverbank grape), 1430 nucleotides. RefSeq lists its product as uncharacterized. The coding region runs from base 2 to 1159 and encodes 385 amino acids. Lineage: Eukaryota; Viridiplantae; Streptophyta; Magnoliopsida; Vitales; Vitaceae. The record is from RefSeq and is a predicted model, not a curated record. The transcript is spliced from 15 exons.
AAUGUAUCUCAAUCUCUUAAGAUCAUCACCAUCGUCGCUUUAUAAGAGCCGGUCUCGCAUAGAAUACUCCGCUCCCGUGCGGUUUCUUCCACCGUCAUCGUCCAAUCAGUGGCGUUCCUGCCGGAUUUCCUGUCAGAAAAUGUCAUGCAAGUCAGAACCCGCGCCUCCCGUGCUCCAAACAGUCACCGUCACCAUAUCAUAUCCGGAGCUUAUAGACAAAAAUGCUGAUUUAUCAAUGAAGAUUGAAGAAGGGUUCGGACCCAAUGGAUUGGGUAUUCUGACAAUAGCUGAUGUACCUGGAUUUUCUUUAUUGCGUCAAAAUCUCCUACGCCUUUCACCUAGGUUAGCAAGCCUACCCGAGGAGGUGAAGAAGGAACUUGAAGAUCCUAAUAGCAGGUACAACUUUGGAUGGAGUCAUGGGAAAGAGAAGCUUGAAUCUGGAAAACCUGAUAUGUUGAAAGGCUCUUUCUAUGCAAAUCCAAUAUUAGACAUACCCACAACUGAGGCACCUCUUAUCCAACGGUAUCCAUCAUAUUGUGGACCAAAUAUAUGGCCAAAACAUGCUUUGCCAGAACUUGAAGUGGCUUUCAAAGCUCUUGGAAAGCUGAUCCUGGAUGUUGGGUCAAUGGUGGCAUAUCACUGUGAUCAAUAUGUAUCCAGAUUGAUGAAAAUUAAAGAGGAUGAAGGCCUAGAGCAGAUACUUCUUCGCUCUCGGUGCCACAAAGGGCGUUUGCUUUAUUAUUUUCCAGCAGAGAAGAGUAAUUGCAGCAAGGAUGGUGAUUCUAUGUCAUCUUGGUGUGGAUGGCAUACAGACCAUGGUUCCCUUACAGGUCUGACAUGUGGCAUGUUUAUGAGAGAUGCUGUAGAAAUACCUUGCCCUGAUAGUGCUGCUGGUCUUUAUAUUAAAACCCGAACUGAUCAAAUAGUUAAAGUUGUCUUUGGAGAAGAUGAAAUAGCAUAUCAAAUUGGUGAGACGGCUGAAAUACUGUCCAGAGGUUAUCUUUGUGCAACACCACAUUGCGUUCGGGCACCUAAGGGAGAGGAGGCUUCUGGUGUUGAACGAUCAACAUUUGCAUUAUUCAUGCAGCCUGACUGGGAUGAAAAGCUUAAUUUUCCUGAGGAGGUGCAUAUUCAUCAAGAGAUUCUAGCUUUGGCAUGACAUUUUUUACUCACUGAAGACUGCAUAGUGAAGAAAAAAAAUGAUGGGAAAGGAUUCCGUGAACCAGAUUCAAGAUGUUUCUAUGACUUUACAAGGCUCAUUCAUGUUAUAAACGUUUUUUUUUCUCCUCAUCCCAAAAUCACCAGGAGUGCUUUUCUAAAGCAGAAUGGAUUAUCUUGUGAAUUUCGCCUGUUUAACUUGAUUAAGUUAUUAGUACCAGUAGAGAAAGCUCGAUAAAUACCACCCAGAUGAGUUUCAGAUGAUUUUCAGA